UUUCAACCAUUUAAAUUUGGGAAAAAAUUUAGGUCCCGUUUUCAAUUUCUUCUCGUUUCAAUUCACGAAUUUUAUCAGAUCUGAUUCAUCCGAAUUCCAAUUUUCCAAUUGAAGUCGCUUUCCACGUCACUCGUUAUCCCGUUAUCCCGAAAAAAAGAAACUUGAAUUUUCGAUUUGGUUUGUGAUCCCAAAAAGAAAGAAAGGGAAAUCUACAAGAAGAGAGAAAACAGCAACAUGUUUCGCUUUGAGCAGGAGAAGAUCCGAAAACGAGUUUGAUUAUAAAGUUGUUUUCUUUUCGAUAAUCUAAGAGUUUUCAGCUUGGUGGGUGUUGUCAUGGCCGACGCUCUCUCGUUGAUUCCGGCAGCCGUGCUUCGCAACCUUGCUGACAAGCUCUACGAGAAGCGUAAAAAUGCAGCUCUUGAUAUUGAGGGGAUAGUGAAGCAGCUAGCUACCGCUGGGGAUCAUGAUAAAAUAACAGCUGUUAUCAAUUUGUUGACUACGGAAUUUACUUAUUCACCACAAGCCAAUCACCGGAAGGGAGGAUUGAUAGGAUUAGCAGCUGCAACUGUUGGGUUGACUUCUGAAGCCGCUCAGCAUCUUGAGCAAAUUGUGCCCCCUGUGUUAAAUUCUUUCUCUGACCAAGAUAGCAGAGUUCGUUAUUAUGCUUGCGAAGCACUUUAUAACAUUGCCAAGGUUGUGAGAGGGGAUUUUAUUAUUUUCUUCAAUCAGAUCUUUGAUGCGUUAUGCAAGCUUUCAGCAGACUCAGAUGCCAAUGUACAAAGUGCUGCUCACCUCUUAGAUAGGCUUGUGAAGGAUAUUGUGACUGAAAGUGAUCAGUUCAGUAUUGAAGAAUUUAUACCACUGUUGAGGGAGCGCAUGAAUGUUUUGAAUCCUUAUGUCCGCCAGUUUUUGGUAGGAUGGAUUACUGUAUUGGAUAGUGUCCCAGAUAUUGACAUGCUGGGGUUUCUUCCGGAUUUUCUUGAUGGCUUGUUUAAUAUGUUGAGUGAUUCAAGUCAUGAAAUACGUCAACAAGCUGAUUCAGCUCUUUCGGAGUUUCUUCAAGAGAUUAAAAACUCCCCAUCUGUAGAUUAUGGUCGCAUGGCAGAAAUCCUGGUACAAAGGGCUGGUUCUCCUGAUGAAUUUACUAGGCUAACAGCUAUCACAUGGAUAAAUGAGUUUGUGAAGCUUGGUGGAGAUCAGCUUGUUCCAUACUAUGCUGAUAUUCUUGGAGCCAUUUUACCUUGUAUAUCAGAUAAAGAAGAGAAAAUCAGAGUUGUUGCUCGUGAAACCAAUGAAGAGCUACGUGCCCUCAAAGCGGACCCAGCUGAAGCGUUUGAUGUAGGAGCAAUCCUCUCGAUUGCCAGGAGGCAAUUAUCUAGUGAAUGGGAGGGUACUCGAAUCGAAGCUUUGCACUGGAUAUUAACCCUUUUAAAAAAAUAUCGUAACGAGGUUUUGCAAUAUCUGAAUGACAUAUUUGACACCCUGCUCAAAGCACUUUCAGAUCCAUCGGAUCAGGUUGUUCUUCUUGUUCUUGACGUUCAUGCAUGCAUAGCAAAAGAUCCUCAGCAUUUUCGGCAACUUGUUGUUUUCCUGAUGCACAAUUUCCGGGUAGACAAUUCCCUUUUGGAGAAACGUGGUGCUUUGAUAAUUCGCCGGCUUUGCGUGCUUUUGAAUGCUGAGAGAGUCUACCGUGAACUUUCCACUAUACUCGAAGGGGAGUCUGACCUGGAUUUUGCUUCAAUUAUGGUCCAGGCUCUAAAUUUGAUAUUACUCACAUCAUCCGAACUGUCCGAGAUUCGAUAUCUUUUGAAGCAAUCACUGGUUGAUCCUGCUGGGAAGGAUUUAUAUGUUUCUUUGUAUGCCUCGUGGUGUCAUUCUCCAAUGGCAAUUAUAAGUCUCUGCUUAUUAGCUCAGACUUACCAACAUGCGAGUGCUGUGAUCCAGUCUCUGGUUGAAGAGGAUAUUAAUGUCAAAUUCUUAGUCCAGCUUGAUAAAUUGAUUCGCUUGCUGGAAACUCCAAUAUUUGCUUAUCUAAGAUUGCAGCUUCUAGAACCCGGAAGAUAUCCAUGGCUGUUUAAAGCAUUGUAUGGUCUUCUGAUGUUGCUUCCUCAGCAAAGUGCUGCCUUCAAGAUUCUCAAAACUCGCUUAAAAGCCGUGCCAUCAUACUCCUUCAAUGGUGAGCAAUUGAAAAAAACAUCCUCGGGGAAUCCCUAUAAUUUUCUCCAAAACAUGUCUGGUGGAUCUCAAAUCAAUGAGGAUGGUGAAGUAGCUUUGGAUCGUGGGAACUCACUUAAUGGGAUAAAUUUUGCUGCAAGGUUACAACAGUUUCAGCAAAUGCAACACCAGCAUCGUGUGCAUUUCAAAACACAGACGCCCAAAACUUCCUCCUCCUCUUCAAAGGAGGCACAGAGACACGAAGAACCGAAGCAACCUCAGUUGAGUGAGGUUAAUGCUGUUGCUCCUUCAAGAUCAUCUAAAAGAGCCCAGGGUAGCUAGAACAUUACUCAUUGCCCAUAUUGAGUCAAUCUUAUUGUGCACUGAUCCCAGUGUAUGUGAACUUUGAAUGGGAUCGGGAUUGAUUUGUAAAAUUGUAAAUCAUAAUAGCUCCUUUCAUUGUACUUAUCAUAGAAGGUUGGGGUGGUGAAGGGGAUGGGUUUUUGGAAUCAUCAUGAAUAUAAAGCUUGGGCUUUUCUGGGCUAUUCUUUUGACCUUGUAAUCGAAGUGUAUACCCACGUGGUUCUGUUGUUUUUGUUGAAAACCAUGUGGGCUAGAGGGGAUAUUUUAUUUAGAAAAAUUGCUUUUUGUUUAUCGUGUCAUGUGCUGCCAUAUAUAUAAUAAUAUAACAAAGAAUUAGCUGCUUAGUUGUUCUUC
Molecule: messenger RNA, 2871 nt
Organism: Vigna unguiculata (cowpea)
Lineage: Eukaryota; Viridiplantae; Streptophyta; Magnoliopsida; Fabales; Fabaceae
Product: protein VAC14 homolog
Biological process (GO): phosphatidylinositol biosynthetic process
Cellular component (GO): PAS complex; endosome membrane
Source: RefSeq, a predicted model, not a curated record